AUGCCGGCAUCCAAAGAGAGUGACAUUCAAUGCGCCAUGGGCUCGCCCGGUUCCUCUGAGGUGCAUCCCUCGUACUGUCUGGAACAUACUGCAAAGCUGGCUCAAGGAAACGAGGUCCUCAGCAAGACGAGCCCCUUUCCGUCCUUUUCACAUACGGAGCAAAGCAGCCCGAAUAGCGCGACACCCAGUCGAACUGAUACCGCCGUCCUCAUUGACCAGCUCGUGACGGCAUUGCCUGAAUUGCGACCACUCGACUCUCCGGCUAGGGCGGCCACUCAGGCAGAACAGAAACAGACCUUCCUUCGCGGGUGCCGCUUGUACCCUAAGGCCAUAGCCUGGUCGUUUAUCUUGUCUUCUACCCUGAUAAUGGAAGGCUUUGAUACCCUUCUUAUUUUCAACUUCUUCACCUUUCCGGCAUUCAAGCGAAGAUAUGGGACACCGACUCCGGACUCCACGUAUCAAAUUUCUCCAAUGUGGCAAUUUGCCUUACCAUCUGCAGCAGAGGCCGGCGAGAUAGUCGGGCUACUUGCGAAUGGCUAUGUCGCCGAUCGGAUCGGAUACCGCUGGACCAUGGUCUCCGCAUUGGCCUUUCUGUUGCUGAGCAUUCUAUUAUCCUUUUUUGCGGUGAACAUUCGGAUGUUGUUGGCAGCGCAAAUCUUGUGUGGGAUCCCAUGGGGCAUUUUUCAGACUUUGUCGACCACAUAUGCAGCGGAAGUGAUGCCUGUAAGGCUACGUGCUUAUCUACUCAGCAAUGUCAACCUGUGCUGGGUCCUGGGCCAACUUUUGGCUUCAGGAAUACUGAGGACGUUUGUCGACAACACGUCCCAGUGGUCGUAUCGGAUUCCCUUUGCACUUCAGUGGGCGAUAUGUUUCCCCAUUUUGGUCGCAGUCAUGUUCGCUCCGGAAUCCCCUUGGUGGCUUAUCCGCCACAGACGACAGCGUGACGCCAAAAGGUCGUUGACCAGGUUAACCAGGAAGGACAAAGUCAACGUCGACCAGACAAUCGCUAUGAUGGAGCAUACUAACGAGAUUGAAAAGUACUUGAAAGAAGACCACGGAGGCAUUUCAUACUUAGACGCCUUUAAAGGGGUUGAUCGCCGACGAACCGAGAUCGCCUGUAUGGUUUGGAUCACACAGCAGGUAUGCGGGACCGGCUUGAUGGGCUGGGCGUCAACAUUUUACCAGCAGGCUGGGUUCAGUGUCAACAACGCCUUCAACCUCUCCCUCGGCGUCUACGGAUUAGCCAUAAUUGGCAAUAUGAUCUCCUGGUGGCUCUUAUCGCGUUUCGGACGUCGCAGGCUGUAUCUGAGCGGUCUAACAGCCCUACUAGCCAUUCUAUUGGUUGGCGGCAUUGCCGGCGCUCUUCCAACAUCCCGCGGCCAGCUCUGGACUCUUGGGUCCCUGCUUUUGCUCCUGACAUUUGUGUACGAUAUGACCAUCGGACCCGUGUGCUACGUCCUGGUCGCGGAAAUCCCAUCGACUCGACUUCGUGUUAAAACAGUGGUUAUCGCUCGAACAGGGUACAAUUUAGCCGGAAUUCUCAUCAACUGGAUGACUCCGCGUAUGCUAAGCCCCACGGUGUGGAACUGGAAGGGGAAGACCUGUUUCUUCUUCGCUGGCACGACAGCUCUAUGCCUCGUCUGGUGCUACUGGAGACUGCCAGAGACCUUCGGCUUGAGCUAUCUGGAGAUUGACAUCUUGUUCGAACGGAAGGCGAAGGCUAGCAAGUUCUGCAAACUUCGGGCCAACCUCGAAAGUUCGGGCUAUUUUAGCAUAGAGCAUUCGGCGGGAGAGGCCAGCACCUGGCGGAGGUAUUAA
Molecule: messenger RNA, 1818 nt
Organism: Penicillium riverlandense
Lineage: Eukaryota; Fungi; Ascomycota; Eurotiomycetes; Eurotiales; Aspergillaceae
Product: putative MFS sugar transporter
Exons: 1
Coding region: 1-1818 (605 amino acids)
Biological process (GO): carbohydrate transport; transmembrane transport
Cellular component (GO): membrane
Molecular function (GO): carbohydrate:proton symporter activity
Source: RefSeq, a predicted model, not a curated record